CUCCGAGAAGACCGAACAUCAUUAUUUUCACCACACAGUUCCGGCAACCUGCCUCAAAUUUCCCCAGCAUCACCAGUCACACCAAGUUACAGCCAGCAAGAUCGUACCACUGUUGAUCAAGCCACUGCUAUAAAUUGUGCUAGCUAGUAUUAGUCCAAGGGAAGCAUCGAAGCAUCCUCGUCAUAGAAGCAACAAGAGAUCAAACAAAGGAUCGAGGGGACCUCCAUCGCAACAUCAGCCAACACAGCCAAUCCAACCGUUGGAGCAACACAAGUGGUCAACAACAGAGCCUGUUCUUCACGUGUUCGGCAAUCAGGCCUUUACUUCCGUGUGACGCCACAGAACCCAUUCAAAGGGUUCAUAGUCUUUUCGUCGAGGAUCCGGUGAGCUGACCUCCUCAUCACCAAGUCUUGCUCUGGAUCAGCCAUCCACAAUAAAGCAGCAGCAACCAUAAUAUCUCAGCCACUCCUCCACCCUUCAGAAGCAAAUCAAAUUUAGUCCACCUCCAUCUCUCCUUGAAUUAUUCUUGGUCUUGAUCAGGCAUCAGCCAUCAGGCAUCAAUAUAAACAAGACAAGCAUGACCCAACGAUCCAGCGAAGACAAAGUCCACGCGACCGCCAGCAUGAGGGGCUCCACCGCCUUUUUUGACAUUGAGAAUGCCUGCUGCAGCGACGACACGACCUCUGAAAAUUCUGCCACCACUCCGUCUCCCAAUCAACAGCAACAGAAGGCAAAAGCAAAAGCACAAUCUUCCCUGAUAGAAACACUCUCACCCAAAGACCUCGAACAUUUGGCACUCCUUCUCCAACCUGUCAUGAUGAAGCAUGCUUCACAACAACAUCAAGAAGAAGAAGAACCCGAAAUUGACUUGAGUGACAUGAGCCAACGUUUCCAACCCUUUCAAGCGAUGAAAGAUGAUGAAGAAGAAGAACCGGAAAUCGAUUUGAGUAAACCAUCUCAGGUGGAAGAAUCGGCACUCUAUUCCUGGCAAGAAGAAGAUGAAGACGAACCAGAAAAAGACAACCAACAGGUAGUUCAAAGACAACUCAAUCCACAACGGAGACGUCGAAAACGACAGGGAGGACGACAAGCUCUACAGGACGACCCCGAGUGGCAUUCCCCCUUUGGUGAAAGCACUUAUUCGCUAUUGUAUUUGUCCGGCUUCAACAGUCGGGGAUUUUGGUAUGCCUUUCUCGUCUACGCCACACAAAUCACUGUCAUUUCGCUGACAUUGAUUGACGUUGUGGACUGGACCAGUCCAACCAAUAAACUCAACCUGCCGCCGAACGUUAACAUGAGUGUCACUAUUGCUCAAGGCAUUGCUCUCUUUCAGGCUGUCGCCUUUCAAUUUGAUCUCCUCGAAGUUGUCUCCAAAUUGAAAGACGGGUUCCACCCAGAAGUACAGGAAACAUAUCCAGGAGCAACCUACCUUUCUUGGCUGCUAUCGUGCACGGCGCAGCUCAUUGCCGGUCUUCUUCUACUUGUGUGCAUCUUCAUUUUGAUCAUGCCAGUCGACAAUGUACUAGACAUUAUGCUCAAUUUUGCCGCACUCGAUUUUAUGGCCGAUAUCGAUGAUGUCGCAUUCUACAUUGCCAAGGCGGGAUUUGUGGGCAGGGAGUUGCAGAGGGCGGCCAAUAAGGCCGCCGAAUUCAAAGUACGCAAGCGAACUAUUGCCGCACAAGGAUGGCUCCAACGGUUCUGGAAGCCGCUCCUGUUCCACAUGCUGAUUGGGGCGUUGCUGGCAGGAUGGGUUACCAUUAUUGGCUUUCGAUUCUCGGGCAAGUACGUGUGCAAUACCAUCAUGGUCAACAUGGGCGAUGACUUUGUUCCGUCCAUGGGACCCUUCAAUGGCAUGUACGAUUUGCAGUUGGUGGGUGGUGGACUGGAACGACGUGCACAGUAUGUGGAGCGACGGGCGGUGGAGAUUGAUUCUCCGAGGAGAGGAAUCUUUGGGUACUGCGAUGACAUCAAGGCAUGGACGUUUCGGGUGGGAUACAAGGAUGACGAUGAUUCAAGCGACGAUGCCUGCCAAUGGGUUGCCAGGUCCGCUGAAACUGACACAUUCGAUUUCCUCAACACAGCUGCAAGCCAGUGGUUUGUCCGGGAUAGCACACAACGAGAAGUUGUUCUCGAACCAUUCAGCCUGUUUUGCUUCGAUUGCCAAGAGGAGGAUGUAGAAAACAGCGACGAUUGCGGUCGGAAAGGAACCUGCAGCAAUGCUGUGUGUCAAUGUGAAGAUGGAUGGUAUGGGCUUCGAUGCGAAUUUGUCAGCCCCUGCUCUUGGAUUACCAUUGAUGCUCGAACAGAGGACUUUGCCAGUACACGGGAUUGGUCAGACGAAUUCCAAUCCAUUGAACUGGGCAGUGGUGCAUUGGUGGAAGCAUACUAUCGACCCGUUUAUGUUUAUGAAUACGACACUGGUGACUAUGAUGUUGUCAUGUUCACAGGAGGUCGCUGGGCUUUGACAUCCUCCGAGUUCCUGCCACAUGGUGGAAGGAUACCCGACAAAUUACUGGGAGACGGUCAAGAAAGUGUUGGUUCUGACAUAGGAAACUUCUUCAAGCACCACUUUCAUGGAUACAAGGGCUACUCUGCCAACUACUCUGUUGCUUUCCUCAGCGACUAUGUGGAGUUGGGAACACACUUGGAUUCUAGUGCUCCAAUUGGCUUCACCUGGUAUUUUGCUGAAGAAGCAAAAGAGGCAAGCAACAGGAACCAGGGAACAAGCAAAGAGGUGGAUACAGUGUUCCUUUGCCAGGUAUGCAAUGAUAAUUCAUCAUCAAUUGAAUCAAACCCUUGCCUUUAUGAUGGGAUCUGCGUCGAUGGGAAAUGUGAAUGCUCCCUUGACUCCACUGGAAGUCUGUGUGAAGUGCCACCUGUUCGCAACGGUCACUGUGAUCCCAAUUUCAAUACUCCAGAGUUCAAAAUGGACGGUGGUGAUUGCUGCGAGUCGACCUGUGAGAGCACUUCUCAGUACGUUUGUGGGGCAGAGAAAGAUGGAUAUGUCAGCACAGGGUAUUUCUACUGUGACCUACCGAAGGAUGAGUGGCAAAGCCAUCCUAUUGAAGGCGAUGCAGGCUCCUAUGCUGGUUUUGCCUUGGGAAUUUCGAUGGGAUCAAUGGCCGUGUCAGAACUUUUGCAGGAUCGUGUACGCAUCUAUGACCAAGUUGGAUCUUCCUGGGUCCUACGAGACACUAUCUUGGGAGCACCCAAUUCAAGAUUUGGGCUGCGAGUGGCCAUUUCGUCUGGGCCUUUCAAUGUGGUCGGUAACCCAAGCUUCAAAGCUCCACUUACAGUUGCAACAACGGAUACAUUUCGAACUCUACGCAUCUACAAAUGUGACAUGGAUGGCUGUGAACUGACACAGGAAUUCUCCACUAUCCUUGUACAUGACUUUACUCUCUCCUAUGACGGCACUGUGCUGGCGGCAUCUUUGCUUACAUCAAACCAAGCUCCAACCAUGAUACGAGUCUUUGAAUCAAAACAAGGCUUAUUUGAGUUCCGGACUGAUGUCACCAAUGUGAGGCAAAAUUUUACAACAAGUCUUUUAUCUAUGUCAUUGAGUGGCGAUGGUAGCACACUUGCUGUGCAAAAUCAGCUAGCUGGAGUUGACCCUGCCACAAACAUGCCUGUGGUGAUUGAUGAACAUGUCAGUGUCAUGUUCUGGAAUGAGUUCGCACGUGCCUAUGAUGUGGAGGAUGAGUUUCGACUGGAGUCCAAUUUCAACACCAUCAUUUACUCUCUUUCAGUUCGACUAAGUCAGGAUGGGUCUGUUCUUGCCUUUGGAUUCCCAAGAUGCGUGGACGCACGGCUCCGGGUUCGGGUGCGCAAUGAUGACAACAAAUGGUCAGAUCAACGAGCCCCAUUGAUUGUGGUGGAAUCAAAUCAAUGCACUGAUAGCGAGAGGCCCCAUCGGAAUAAUGCCUUGGCUCUCUCUAGUGAUGGAUCUAAAAUUGCUUUCAGGGUCGGCACCAAGGUUAAGGUUUUUGAAUGGGAUUUUGGAUCUGAAGAUUGGAGUGAGGUUGGCGAUGAAUUUCCAUUCCUGCAUUACCCGGUUUCCAUGUCUUCUGAUGGCAGUACUCUGGCAAUAGGAGCUCCAGAAGACGGGAUAGGGGGUGUCACCAGUAUUUACUCAGUAGCCGGGAGGAAAUUGUGUCCCAGUGACAUGUCUCUUUUGCGUGUCUCUAUCACCAUUGACAGGUUCCCUGGGGAUGUGCUAUGGAACCUUGCCAAUAACAAUACAGGCGAGAUCUUGUUUGAGCAAGAAGCAUACCCUCCAGAAUAUGCAUAUGCCACAAUUUUGGAGGAAACAUGUGUCCCAGCAGAUUCUUGUUUUGUGUUCUCAAUUCGCAAUCGGAAGGGACGCGGCCUGCAGGCUCCCGGACAAUAUGCACUCCUCAUGGAUGGGGAGACUGUUGUAAAUGGCACUUUUGAGGGUUUGUUUGCAAGAGAAUACUUUGGGAACUGCCCCUCAUGCCCUGCAGGUACCCUUCCGUUCAGCAUGAUGAUGAUGUCCUGUGAGCCAAUACCGUGGCACCUGUUGGAAGUCACCUCGGUAGGCAAUACUAGUACCACUGGUUCAGAGUUGGCACCACCAUCAUCUUGCAACGAAGAUUGGAAUGGUGAGAACUGUACUCAAUGGGUUUCCUAUGAAACAUGCUUGGACCCGGUGUGCUAUAUAUUUCAGGUGCUUUCCCAUCGCCAAGCCCAUGUCGAAGUCAGCUUGUGGAAUGUUACAAGAAGACCACUGCCGAGUGCCGUUUGCUUUGGAGAGCCCCAAUUUGUUGGUGACCUCUGGAAAUGCAAUAACGUGGGUCGGGAGGUUGUGCAUUCCAGUGGUUUGGUUGACAUUCCAUUCCCAUAGAUUAAAUACCACUGCUGGAUUUCGCAAGGCAUACUAGACUAUACUCGAGUAGUGAUAAUCCAUAGCAAUCUUGGCGGCCCAUGCAUACAAUUUCUCAGUGUGGUCUAACUUCCACGGUGACGACCUAGACUAAUCAAGAAG
Molecule: messenger RNA, 5005 nt
Organism: Seminavis robusta
Lineage: Eukaryota; Bacillariophyta; Bacillariophyceae; Naviculales; Naviculaceae
Source: the annotation of a GenBank genome assembly